CUGUCCGUGGCAGUAGAGCGCGGCGCGGACAGGCCGCAUGUGCUGUGAACUGAGCUCCAGUGUGCUCGUGUUCAUUGUCAGCUGUAAAACAUCCCGCAGUCUCCUUUAACACAUUGGCUUUUCAUUCUUAGCAAAAGAAAAGGUUAAAAGAAAGAUGCCUAAGAAGUCAAAAGAAAAGGCUGAGUGGGAGGGUGAUGAUGAACCACAAACAGACAAACAUGUCAAAAAAGGCAAGAAGGAUAAGAAAGACAAGAAGAGUUUUUUUGAGGAGCUGGCAUCAGAGAAUAAACCAGAAAAAGAACAGCCACCAGUGAAAGAGGUGCAAGGAAAGCAGCCUCAGAAGAAGAAGAAAGACAGGCGGAAAGGAAAACCAGGAGACGAUGAAGAUGAUGAUGAAGAUUCAGAGGUCAUGCAGCGUCUCAAGAAACUGUCAGUCCAGGCUAGUGAUGAGGAGGAGGAAGAAGAAGUUGUUGUUCCAGCCAAAGGAGGAAAGAGAAACAAAGGUGGCAAUAUAUUUGCUGCACUGAGCCAGGGGCAGAGUGAUGAUGAAGAUGAUGAAGCUGGUGGUGAUGAUAAUGAUGAUGAUGAUGACAAACCCAGAAGCAAGAAGAGCUCUAAGGAAGUUGAGAAGGUAGCCAAGGGAAAGAAAAAAGAUAAGCCUAAACCUAAGCCAAUAAAGGAGGCCUCAGAGGACGAGCAAGAUGAAGGUGCAGAGAAAAAAGAUGAAAAUGAAAAGAAAGGAGGGAAAAAGGGCAAGAAAGCUGCUGCAGCUGCUAAACCAUCUAAGGAGGAAGAUGAUAUUGAAGAGAAAGAACAAGAGAAGUCCCAGAAAAAGGGCAAGAAGGAACCACCCAAGAAAGGGAAACCUGCUCGUCCUCCUCCGAGUGAUGAUGAUGAAGAGGAGGAAGAAAAGAGUGAUGACAAUGACAUAAUGAUGAGCGCAGAGGAUGCGAUUGCAGCUCAGGAAGCCAAGGAGAAACAAGAUGAUGACCCCUUUGCUAACAUGAGUAAAAAAGAGAAGAAGAAAAAAAAGAAAAUAAUGGAGUAUGAGCGUCAGGUGGCGAGCGUUCGUGCUCAGAAUGCUAUAGAAGGAGAUUUCUCUGUUUCUCAGGCUGAGCUGUCCUCUCGACAGGCCAUGCUGGAGAAUGCUUCAGACAUCAAGUUGGAAAGAUUCAGCAUUUCUGCUCACGGUAAAGAGCUGUUUGUUAAUGCAGACCUUCUGAUUGUUGCUGGAAGACGAUACGGUCUGGUUGGGCCAAAUGGGAAAGGGAAAACCACUUUACUGAAGCACAUUGCUAACAGAGCUCUUAGCAUUCCUCCCAAUAUUGAUGUCCUUCUUUGUGAGCAAGAGGUGGUGGCGGACGACACUCCUGCAGUUCAGGCAGUGCUGAAGGCCGACACGCGCAGACUGAAGCUCCUGGAGGAGGAACGGCAGCUCCAGAGCCGCUUGGAGAAAGGAGACGACAGCGUGUCGGAGAGACUUGACAAGGUAUAUGAGGAGUUGAGGGCGAUUGGAGCCGCAGCAGCUGAGGCUAAAGCUCGUAGGAUCUUGGCUGGUCUUUCUUUCACUCCAGAGAUGCAGAACAGACCCACCAAGAAGUUCUCUGGUGGUUGGAGGAUGAGAGUGUCACUGGCUAGAGCGCUGUUUAUGGAGCCCACUCUGCUCAUGCUGGACGAGCCCACUAACCACCUGGACCUGAACGCUGUCAUCUGGCUUAACAACUAUCUGCAAAGCUGGAAAAAAACACUCCUAAUUGUGUCCCACGACCAGAGUUUCUUAGAUGACGUCUGUACAGAUAUCAUUCACUUGGACAAUCAGAAACUCUACUACUACAGGGGCAAUUACCUGACGUUUAAGAAGAUGUACAUCCAAAAACAGAAAGAACUCCAAAAGCAGUACGACAAACAAGAGAAAAAGCUGAAAGACCUGAAGGCUGGAGGAAAGUCCACCAAACAAGCUGAGAAACAGACGAAAGAGGCUCUGACAAGGAAACAGCAGAAGGGGAAGAAGAAAAGCCAGGAGGAGGAGAGUCAUGAGGCCACGGAGUUGCUGAAGAGACCCAAAGAAUAUACUGUCAAAUUUACCUUCCCCAAUCCUCCGCCGCUCUCGCCGCCAAUUCUUGGCCUGCACAGUGUUGACUUCGGUUAUGAAGGCCAGAAGCCUCUCUUUAAAAAUGUGGACUUUGGAAUUGACAUGGAGUCUAGAAUUUGUAUUGUUGGGCCCAAUGGAGUCGGGAAGAGUACACUGCUUCUGCUUUUGACUGGGAAAUUAAAUCCUACAAAAGGAGAGAUGAGGAAGAACCAUCGAUUGAAAGUAGGUUUCUUCAACCAACAGUAUGCCGAUCAGUUGAACAUGGAUGAGGCCGCCACAGAAUACCUGCAGAGGAACUUCAACCUCCAGUACCAGGAUUCCAGGAAGUGUCUGGGUCGCUUUGGGUUGGAGAGCCAUGCACACACCAUCCAGAUUUCCAAACUGUCUGGUGGACAGAAAGCCAGAGUGGUAUUUUCUGAACUCUCUUGUCGGCAGCCUGACGUCCUUAUCUUGGAUGAGCCCACAAAUAACUUGGACAUUGAGUCAAUUGAUGCGUUGUCAGAAGCCAUCAAUGAAUAUAAAGGAGCUGUGAUAAUUGUGAGCCAUGAUGCCAGGCUGAUCACAGAGACCCAGUGCCAGCUGUGGGUGGUGGAGGACCAGUCAAUCAACCAGAUCGACGGAGACUUUGAAGACUACAAGAGAGAAGUGCUGGAGGCCCUUGGUGAGACCCUGGUCAACAAGCCUAAAGAGUGAAGCACGGCCGGUGUUUAUUACAGGAGUGUCAAACUACAUCACUGAAGGGCUUUUUGCUGCGUCUACAUUGCUACUUCUCAAUAGAACCAAAAAGUACCUGCAUGCAAACAUACAAACCCUACAGCUGCAGGACGAGUGAAAGCUGACGCCAGAUCAGUAUUUUCACAUGCAGGGCUUGUUCUUUAGUCAUGAUGUCUGGCAUUCUUGUGUUAAUCUUACAUUCAGGUCAUGUAAUCACCAGCUCUGUUCAUCUUUCUGAUGCAAUGCUAUUAAACCUGCUUUGUAACUGAUCGCCACAGUGGGAAUUUAUCAAAUGUGAACAGAGAGGACUAGAAGUGUGCCGUGUGAUAACGGUGUCUGACUGCUAAUGCUAUUUACUAUUAAUGCCACUUCAUAGUAUUGGCUCUUGCGUUCACAUCAUUAUAUUAUCAUUGUGCUGACAUACUGAACCAGCCUCAAACUGUUUCACCCUCACCUGUGUUCAUACAGUGAUGCAUCUGUCUAGAAUUAUGAAAUAAGCAGGGCUGUUGACUCAUUGGGUUUGGAUAGAAACCGAAAUUUAAAUGAUUUGAAAAAGCAAAUAAAUGAUUUUUGCAAUAAA
Molecule: messenger RNA, 3386 nt
Organism: Danio rerio (zebrafish)
Lineage: Eukaryota; Metazoa; Chordata; Actinopteri; Cypriniformes; Danionidae
Source: RefSeq, a predicted model, not a curated record